AUGUUGGACCUUUUUACGAUAUUCAGCAAAGGCGGCAUCGUUCUUUGGUGUUUCCAAAGCACCAGUCAAAUUAGUCAGUUUUUCAUACCCUCAGUGAAUUCGUUGAUCAAAACUGUUAUUCUUCAGGAAAGGACAAGUAGUAACAACAAUUAUGAACAAGAUUCUCUUUCAUUGAAAUAUAGAUUAGACAAUGAGUUUGACCUGGUAUUUGUGAUAGCAUUUCAAAAAAUACUACAGCUGUCAUAUGUAGACAAAUUUCUGGACGAUAUACAAUUGGAAUUUAGGGAUAAGUAUAAAAAUGACUUAGCCCGAAAAAAUUAUUUUAUGGAAUUUGAAUUCAGUAAAAAUUUUAAAGAAGUUCUUAAAUCUGCUGAAGAGUGGGGUAGGGCUCAAGCCUGUAUUCCAAAGCAGAUGCGUACAUUCAAUGAGUCUACUAAAUCAAAAAAAACUGUAGCAUCUAUGAUUGAACGAAAAGGCGAUGAUAAAGAAAAUAAAAAAAAUAUAAAAAUGAUUGAAACUCAAAAAAAUGAUAAAGAAGUUAACCAUAACGGUGUUUCAUUUAACGAGGAAGACUUAAUCGCUCAAAACCGAUUAAAAAUGGCUCAAAAAAUGGGUGCUAUAAAUUCUAAUAAACUAAAAAAAAAUAAAGAGAAAGUGCCAAAACCUUCUCCUAAAGCAACUAAGCAACCACGUACAUGGCCAUUAGGCGGAGCAGCAAAGGACAUAAGCUCUUUAGAUUAUACAAAAGAUAAGCCAAAUAACAAUGCAGACACUCCUAUUGAAAUCGAAACAAAUAAUGAAAUUGUUGGGCAAAUGGUUGGAGGAAUAAAAGACAUAGAAAUUGAUAGCGAGAGUGAAGAAGAAGAAUCUGAUGAAAAAUUUGAAACAGCUGCUGAACGUAAGAGGAAAAAUGAUAGCAAAAAAAGUGUAUUCUCUAUGUUCAAGGGUUUAGUUGGAAGAAAAAAUUUGACUGCAGCUGAUAUGGAUCCAGUGUUGGAAAAACUUAAAGAACAUUUAGUUGCAAAAAAUGUGGCUAUUGAAAUAGCUACUAAACUUUGUGACUCUGUUUCCUCUAAACUUGAAGGAAAGGUUCUUGGUUCAUUUGAAUCGGUGGCAUCAACAGUAAAGAAUACUAUGAUCGAAUCUCUAGUACAAAUAUUGUCACCAAAACGUAGGAUUGAUAUUUUACGUGAUGCAAUGAUGGCUAAAAAGAAUGAUAAACCUUAUGUUAUGGCAUUUUGUGGAGUUAAUGGUGUUGGAAAAUCUACAAAUCUUGCAAAAAUUUGUUUUUGGUUGAUUGAAAAUAAUCUGAGAGUAUUAAUUGCAGCUUGUGAUACAUUUAGAGCAGGUGCUGUUGAACAAUUAAGAACUCAUACAAAACAUUUGAAUGCUCUUCAUCCGGCAAAAAAACAUAAUGAUCAGCAAAUGGUACAAUUGUAUGAAAAAGGAUAUGGAAAGGAUGCAGCUGGAAUUGCUAUGGAAGCGAUAAACCACGCCAAGGAAGCCAAGUAUGAUAUAGUUCUUGUCGACACAGCUGGAAGAAUGCAAGAUAAUGAGCCAUUAAUGCGAGCUUUGACCAAAUUGAUUAAAGUGAAUGAACCUGACAUGGUUCUAUUUGUCGGUGAAGCAUUGGUUGGCAAUGAAGCAGUUGAUCAGCUGGUAAAAUUCAAUCAAGCCUUGGCCGAUUAUUCAUCUUCAGUUACUCCGCACUUGAUUGAUGGAAUUGUGCUCACAAAAUUUGACACAAUUGAUGAUAAAGUUGGAGCUGCUAUUUCAAUGACAUACAUCACAGGUCAGCCAAUAGUAUUUGUGGGAACUGGACAAACAUAUACAGAUCUCAAGUCACUGAAUGCAAAGGCAGUGGUUGCUGCUCUAAUGAAAUAAAAACAUGAUUGCUGCACAUUACAUUUAAACAGUAUCUUUAAUAACUUGAUUGACCUACAAUAAUUGAACUCCAUAUAUUUCUUUGUAAUCAGGUGAUAAUUUUUUGGUUUUUUUAUUAGUUAUUUAAUAAAUGUACUAAAGUAUUUUAUGUUUUAUUAUGUGGGGAAUGUUCAUCCUACUUAAUAUGUAUGU
Messenger RNA from Rhopalosiphum maidis (corn leaf aphid), 2076 nucleotides. It is a transcript of the gene SrpRalpha, whose product is annotated as signal recognition particle receptor subunit alpha homolog. Gene Ontology annotation, molecular function: GTPase activity; GTP binding; ATP hydrolysis activity. The record is from RefSeq and is a predicted model, not a curated record. Lineage: Eukaryota; Metazoa; Arthropoda; Insecta; Hemiptera; Aphididae. Gene Ontology annotation, biological process: SRP-dependent cotranslational protein targeting to membrane. Gene Ontology annotation, cellular component: endoplasmic reticulum membrane; signal recognition particle receptor complex. The coding region runs from base 1 to 1884 and encodes 627 amino acids. The transcript has 12 exons.